Molecule: messenger RNA, 1776 nt
Organism: Phymastichus coffea
Lineage: Eukaryota; Metazoa; Arthropoda; Insecta; Hymenoptera; Eulophidae
Product: glucose-6-phosphate 1-dehydrogenase-like
Exons: 8
Coding region: 16-1575 (519 amino acids)
Biological process (GO): pentose-phosphate shunt, oxidative branch; glucose metabolic process
Cellular component (GO): cytosol
Molecular function (GO): NADP binding; glucose-6-phosphate dehydrogenase activity
Source: RefSeq, a predicted model, not a curated record
UUUCUAAAAGGCACAAUGUUGUUAAAAAGUGCUGUACUCCUCUUCUCAUUUAUAACAGUUUGCAUCAAGGGGAAUCACGCUUACGCUGUACCCAAAGCCGAGAACGUUAUCAAAGUAAAUUCUUCGGCUCAUAUUGAAAGUUCAACUCGUUAUUCUUUCAUUCUUCUUGGCGCUACGGGCGAUCUUUCGAAACGUAAAAUUUAUCCAGCAUUGUGGAGCCUUUACCAGAACAACCUGUUGCCAAAUAACCUGAGGAUCUUCGGCUACGGAAGGAAGCAGAUGAAAGUCGAACUUCUGAGAAAAAAUGUCGAACCCUAUGUUACGGUAAACUCUACCGAAAAGAAACUUUACGACAAGUUUUGGCAGUUGACCAGCUACGUUCGUGGCACUGAUGGUGGAUUAUCAGACUAUCAAGUACUUAACAAUGCUGUUGAAGCUUACGAAAAGGGCCUGAAGAGCAAUAGAAUAUUCUAUUUGGCUUUACCACCCUCUGUGUUUGCAUCUGCUACUUCCAAUAUCAAGGCAGCAGCUAUGGCUAAACAUGGAUUGACUCGUGUAGUCAUAGAAAAACCAUUUGGCUACGACUUUGAAAGCUCUCAAAAAUUAUCAGAACACCUGGCAAGUGUCUUGACCGAAGAUCAGAUCUACAGAAUUGAUCAUUAUCUUGGUUAUGAAAUGGUGCAAAAUCUCUUUGCACUACGUUUUGGGAAUAGGAUGUUUGAGCCCAUCUUGAACAAGGAAAACGUUGCCGCAGUCAAGGUCAAUUUUGCAGAAGAAAUCGGCGUCCAAGGGAGUGGUAGCUACUUCGAUUCCGUUGGUAUUAUUCGAGAUGUCAUGCAGAACCAUUUGCUUCAAGUGAUGUCAAUCGUCGCUAUGGAGAAACCCAAUUCCAAUCGUGCCGAUGACAUAAGAGAUGCCAAGGUUAAGCUGUUGACUGAUACGCAAGCGAUAAAUGAUGCAAAUGAUGUUGUGCUUGGGCAAUAUGUUGUCAACCCCGCUUCAAACGAUUUUGAAGCGAAAGUGGGUUAUAGAGGUGAACGAACAGUACCAGACGAUUCGGUAACUCCAACUUUCGCUGAAACUGUUCUUCGCGUUAAAAAUCAACGAUGGGAGGGUGUGCCAUUCAUCAUUAGAGCUGGGAAAGCAUUGAAUCAGAAUCAGACGCAAAUCAUAAUACAAUUAAAGAAUGCCAACAAUGCUUUAUUUGAGACGCAACCUAAGCGAAAUGAACUGGUCAUCAAUUUGAAAAAUCCUCAGUCGUUACAAGUUAAACUUACGUCGAAAAUAACUGGUUAUUCUAAUAAUCUUGAAGACAUCACUGUUGAUUAUAAUUACGACAAGGGAAACCGAAGUGCGGUGGCACCCAAACCUUAUGAGCGUUUGCUUCUCGACGUUUUCAAAGGCUGUCAAGUAAAUUUCGUACGCACCGAUGAGCUUCGCGAGGCGUGGAGAAUAUUCACACCCAUUUUUAAUGAAAUCGAUACGAAACAAAUACCACUGGUUGAAUAUAAGUAUGGAUCGGCCGGCCCAGCGGAAGCUGAUGAAUUGGAACAGAAGAAUAAUUUUUUAAGAUAGAUACUCCAUAUAGUUCUUUUAUAAAUUCUCACUCAUAAUCUACGUUCACAUCUUGUUGUCUAUAAAGUAGAAUAUUUAUUAGCUCAAAUAAACUUCAUCAAUAUAUACCUAUUCCGUAAGUUAUUGUGAAAUUAGAAAAGGGCAGAAACGACCAUGCAUAUCAUUAUAUUUCAUGUAGCAUUGAAUAAAUAUAAUCGACCU